Osmerus eperlanus (European smelt) is the source of this 1043-nucleotide messenger RNA. It is a transcript of the gene sbds, whose product is annotated as SBDS ribosome maturation factor. The coding region runs from base 88 to 840 and encodes 250 amino acids. Gene Ontology annotation, biological process: ribosome biogenesis; cytosolic ribosome assembly. Lineage: Eukaryota; Metazoa; Chordata; Actinopteri; Osmeriformes; Osmeridae. The transcript is spliced from 5 exons. The record is from RefSeq and is a predicted model, not a curated record.
AUGAGAACUCAUAGCAGACGAGAGCAGCAACAGUAACGCACGCUUUUUUAUUUCAAGACAGAGAAUUCUGUCGUUACAAGGGAAAAUAUGUCCAUAUUUACGCCAACAAACCAAAUUCGACUUACUAACGUGGCGGUGGUGAGGAUGAAAAAAGGGGGGAAGCGAUUUGAAAUUGCCUGCUAUAAGAAUAAAGUGAUGAGUUGGAGAUCAGGAGCAGAGAAGGACCUGGAUGAGGUAUUGCAGACCAAUUCUGUUUUCAUCAACGUUUCCAAAGGUCAGGUUGCUAAGAAAGAUGACUUGUCGAACGCCUUUGGAACAGAAGACUUGAACGAAAUUUGUAAACAAAUUUUAGCUAAAGGGGAACUCCAGGUGUCAGAUAAGGAGCGUCAAAGCCAGUUGGAGACUAGUUUUAGAGACAUAGCGACCAUCGUGGCCGAGAAAUGUGUGAACCCAGAGACCAAACGUCCAUACACAGUGAACCUCAUAGAACGGGCCAUGAAGGACAUUCACUAUUCUGUCAAAGCCAACAAGAGCACUAAGCAACAGGCUCUGGAAGUGAUCAGACAGUUGAAGGAGUCCAUUCAAAUUCAGAGGGCCCACAUGAGACUGCGUUUGCUUCUGCCAGUUAAGGAGGGCAAGAGGCUAAAGGAGAAACUGAAGCCCCUCCUUAAGGUGGUGGAGAGCGAGGACUUUGACGAGCAGCUGGAGAUGGUGUGUCUUGUAGACCCUGGCUGCUUCAGGGAGAUCGAUGAGAUGAUUCGCUGUGAGACCAAAGGCAGGGGGUCCCUGGAGGUGCUCAGCCUGAAAGAUGUGGAGGAGGGAGAGGAGAGGCUGGAGUAGGCGGCCUGUAACAUAACCUUACCAGGACUGUGUAUCCAUACUAAAGUACAGUCCUCUUCCACCGAAAACUGCUAAGUCAUUAAGAGACUGGUAUUUUGGAUCCAUUUGAAACCACUGGUGCCCUUCUUGUGUUCGGCCCCUGUAUAUUUGAAGAUUAUUUAAAUAGAUAUAUCUGAAAUAAAUAUUUUUCUUCUUUCCCUGGA